This is a messenger RNA of Mesoplodon densirostris (Blainville's beaked whale), 5720 nucleotides long. RefSeq names its product ankyrin repeat domain 27 (gene ANKRD27). Gene Ontology annotation, molecular function: SNARE binding; guanyl-nucleotide exchange factor activity. Gene Ontology annotation, cellular component: early endosome; late endosome; transport vesicle. NCBI's taxonomy places the organism in Eukaryota, Metazoa, Chordata, Mammalia, Artiodactyla, Ziphiidae. Gene Ontology annotation, biological process: early endosome to late endosome transport; neuron projection morphogenesis. The transcript is spliced from 32 exons. The record is from RefSeq and is a predicted model, not a curated record. The coding region runs from base 499 to 3774 and encodes 1091 amino acids.
UGGGCGGUGGAGCAGAUCUGCCGCGUUGGGGUGGUGGGCCUGAGGUCUGAACCGAGGGGCCGGGAGGGGUCGGCGCCGCUCUGGGAAGAGCGGGGAGUGAGACUAUGUAGCCUUUUAAGUGGACAGGUCUGUGGUGAAUCAAGAGGCAGGGCCUGUCGGCCUCGGAGGGAGAAGUGCAGGAUGGGAGGACACACAGGUACUUCUCAGGAGCCCUAGUGGCAGGAAAGCAGUUGGGCCGCUGAAGCUGGGUGGACACCUUGGGUGAGUUCUCUUCACCUUGGCUUGUCACCCGAAAGAAUCCCAGCUGGCAGCACUGCCGGGAGAGCAGCAUUGGACAAAUGAAGAAACAAGUCACAGAUUGGGAGAAGAUAUUUGCAACAUCUUUUGGUGUCCAGAUAUAUAAACAACUACCAAUCAUAAGAAAAAGGCUAAGAACCCAUUAGAAGAGUGGUCAAAAGACAUGAUAAGGAGACUCUUUUUGCCCCAUCUGAAGUCCAUAUGGCUCUGUAUGAUGAGGACCUCCUGAAAAAUCCCUUCUAUCUGGCUCUUCAAAAGUGGCGUCCUGACUUGUGCAACAAGGUGGCCCAAACCUGUGGCAUUGUGUUAGUACCCUGCAAAGGAAGCCUGUCAGGCAGUGUUCAGUCUACUUGUCAGUUUGAGUCCUAUAUUUUGAUCCCAGUGGAAGAACACUUUCAGACCUUAAAUGGAAAGGAUGUCUUUAUCCAAGGAAACAGGAUUAAACUAGGAGCUGGUUUCGCCUGUCUUCUCUCAGUGCCCAUUCUCUUUGAAGAAACUUUCUACAAUGAAAAAGAAGAAAGUUUCAGCAUACUGUGCAUAGCCCAUCCUUUGGAAAAGAGAGAGAGUUCAGAAGAGCCUUCAACACCCUCAGAUCCCUUUUCCCUGAAAACCAUCGAAGACGUGAGAGAGUUUUUGGGAAGACAUGCAGAGCGAUUUGACAGGAACAUCGCCUCUUUCCAGCGAACGUUCAGAGAGUGUGAAAGAAAGAGCCUCCGUCAUCACAUAGACUCCGUGAAUGCUCUCUACACCAGAUGCCUCCAGCAGCUGCUGAGGGACUCCCACCUGAAAGUGCUCGCCAAGCAGGAGGCCCAGAUGAACCUGAUGAAGCAGGCUGUAGAGAUGUACGUCCAGCACGAUAUUUACGACCUGAUCUUUAAAUAUGUGGGGACCAUGGAGGCAAGCGAGGAUGCUGCCUUUAACAAAAUCACAAGGAGCCUUCAAGAUCUUCAGCAGAAGGACAUUGGUGUGAAACCUGAGUUCAGCUUCAACAUACCUCGUGCCAAGAGGGAACUGGCUCAGCUGAACAGGUGCACGUCCCCGCAGCAGAAGCUGGCUUGUUUGCGGAAGGUGGUACAGCUGAUCACCCAGUCUCCCAGCCAGAGAGUUAACUUGGAGACCAUGUGUGCUGAUGAUCUGCUAUCAGUCCUGUUGUAUUUGCUUGUGAAAACAGAGAUCCCUAACUGGAUGGCAAAUUUGAGUUAUAUCAAAAACUUCAGAUUUAGCAGCUCAGCAAAAGAUGAACUGGGAUACUGCCUGACCUCAGUUGAGGCUGCAAUUGAAUAUAUUCGGCAGGGAAGCCUCUCCGUUAAGCCACUGGAGUCCGAGGGAUUUGGCGACCGACUGUUCCUUAAGCAGAGAAUGAGCUUGCUGUCUCAGAUGACCUCAACUCCCAUUGACUGCUUGUUUCAGCACAUCGCAUCAGGUAACCAGAAAGAAGUGGAAAGACUUCUGAGCCAGGAAGACCAAGAUAAAGAUGCCGUCCAAAAGAUGUGUCACCCUCUGUGCUUCUGUGAUGACUGUGAGAAACUCGUCUCUGGGAGGCUGAAUGAUCCCUCCAUUGUCACUCCAUUCUCCAGAGACGACAGGGGUCAUACACCGCUCCAUGUGGCUGCCCUCUGCGGGCAGGCAUCCCUCAUCGACUUGCUGGUUUCCAAGGGCGCGGUGGUGAACGCUACAGACUACCAUGGCUCCACCCCGCUCCAUCUCGCGUGUCAGAAGGGCUGUCAGAGCGUGACGCUGCUGCUGCUGCACUACAAAGCCAGCGCCGAAGUGCAAGACAACAACGGCAACACCCCUCUGCACCUGGCCUGCACCUACGGCCACGAAGACUGUGUGAAGGCUCUGGUCUACUAUGACGUGCAGUCCUGCAGACUAGAUAUUGGUAACGAGAAAGGAGACACUCCCCUGCACAUUGCUGCCCGCUGGGGUUACCAAAGCAUCAUAGAGACGUUGCUACAGAACGGAGCGUCCACAGAGAUCCAGAACAGGCUGAAGGAAACGCCCCUCAAGUGUGCGUUAAACUCAAAGAUUCUGUCCAUGAUGGAAGCCCACCAUCCGUCCUUCGAGAGGGGGCAGAAGUCUUCAGAGGUGCCCACGCGGCCCCCUCAGUGCUCCGUGGAUUCCAUCAGCCAGGGCUCCUGCGCCUCCAGCUUCUCCUCCGCCUCGCUGAGCUCCAGGCAAGAGGAGCCCAGAAAGUUCUACAGGGAGCCCACAGAGCAGACCAUGGCGUGGAUGUGCCCAUCCCCUGCGGGUGGGGAGCCCUCACUGACUCCGCCCCGGGCUCCUCCUCCGCUGUCACCCCCAGGCUGUGACCUGCUCUUGGAGGACCCAGUAGAAAAACUUUUAAGAGCCAUUGCUGAUGGAGACCUAGAAAUGGUGCGUUACCUGUUGGAGUGGACAGAGGAGGACCUGGAUGAAGCGGAGGAUGCCGUCAGGGCGGAGGAUCUUGAAUUCUGUCACCCCUUGUGCCAGUGCUCCACAUGUGCUCCAGCUCAAAAGAGGCUGGCAAAGAUUCCUGCCAGUGGGCUUGGUGUGAAUGUGACCAACCAGGAUGGUUCCUCCCCACUGCACGUUGCUGCCCUGCAUGGUCGGGCAGACCUCGUCCUCCUCCUCGUGAAGCAUGGUGCCAGUGUGGGGGCCAGAGAUGUAAAGCAGGCCGUCCCACUCCACCUGGCCUGCCGGAAGGGCCACUUCCAGGUGGUGAAAUGUCUACUAGAUUCUAAUGCAAAACCCAAUAAAAAGGAUAUAAGUGGAAACACACCCCUCCUUUAUGCCUGUUCCGGAGGCCACCACGAAGUUGCGGCACUGUUGCUGCAGCAUGGGGCCUCCAUUAAUGCUUCUAACAAUAAGGGCAACACAGCACUGCACGAGGCUGUGAUAGAAAAGCACGUCUUCGUGGUGGAGCUGCUUCUGCUUCAUGGAGCAUCAGUUCAGGUCUUGAACAAGAGGCAGUGCACAGCUAUAGACUGUGCUGAACCGAAUUCAAAAAUAAUGGAAUUGCUUCAGGUAGUACCAAGCUGUGUGGCCACAUUAGAUGAUGUUGGAGAAACAGACCACAAUGAGUACGUUACUGUCAAGAUCAGGAAAAAAUGGAACUCCAAAAUGUAUGAUCUACCAGAUGAACCUUUUACAAGACAGUUUUACUUUGUCCACUCAGUUGGUCAGUUUAAGGGAAGGACCUCAAGGGAGAUGAUGGCAAGAGAUAGAAGUGUCCCUAAUUUUGCUGAAGAUUCUUUGCAUGAGCCAGGGAGGCAAAGAGUCACUCGGAAGCAGAAUAACCUGCCAGACCAGAGCAGCUCUCAGACGGCUGACAAAGGAAACGAUGGUCAGCCAGAGAGGCCUGGACCGAGACGAACUGCUCCCGGACAAAGGCGAAUGCUCUGUAGACACACAGUCAAUGAUGCGGUUGUACCCAAGGGCCCAGAGACUGCUGGCAACCUGACCACUCCCCAAGAGGCUAGCAUUUCCCAGUCUUAACAGUAAUAAGGAAUUAUCUACUGCCAAGAAGUGAGUCCGCAACAAGAUGCCAAGCAUGAGUACAGCUUAGAACUAAAUGAACUUGCUGUUUGUCUUUAGAGAAAAGCAGAAAGGUCCUGAAAGCUUUUCUGUGGCUGAUGGAAGGAAUGCAACAACAAAAAGCUAUCACCAUCUCUUUCCUCUUCAAAGCUAAUGGAUACACUUGAAAAGGAAUGGACAAAAAUUCCAGUAGUGUCCAGAUCCUUAAGACGCUUCUUAUGUAUUAGGGUUCCUUGGUUACAGUGAGGUUUCAUCACCAGAUUCUGACCUCCUUCUAUUGAAAGGUGCUAGACCUCUGGGAUGUGUAUAAACUUGCAAACCACAGCUAAAAGAAUUCCUCCCUCUUGUGAUAAGCUGAAGAAAAGCAAUUUAGGUUUCAUGGUACCAUGGAGGCCGGGCGGAAAUGUUGCAUUGGAAUGAAGGAAAUAGGACCUGAAAAAUGUCCCUUUGCAAGCAACACUUGAACCCAAAGAUGCCUGAAUGCCAUUUUGAUGCUCAUUUUAGUUGAAAGGACACAUACGACAUGUUCUACACUAUGUAUGUGAGGAAAGUUGGUUAUAAUUUUUCUUCUAAAAAAUUAAGUACAGAUAAUUGAUCACUGCACUAAUACAUCUGUAGCAGUGUCUCUGGAAAAAUCCCUUUCCGUUAAGAGCCUCCCUUAAAUGUCACACCUGAUGGAUGGUUCCUGAACUAGACAGUAGACUUGGCACACCUUUUCUUAGUCUUUUGAUUCAGAUUCAAAACUUACAGCACAAACCAGGUCAAAGCUACCUUAAAUUAGAAUUUAUUGCCAUUUAUAAAUUUCCUUUUUAUAAAUUUCUAUAGCUUAUACUCAUUUUUUUGUUAUCAAUUGGUCUAGGGCUGCAGACAUGGGUUUGUCCAGAGUACAUUUUCAAACAACUUUGUAAUAGGAAAAUGGUUCUGUGCACGUUCUUGGAAACACUUGCGUAUGUACAGAAGGGAGGGGCUGAUUAUUUUUCUACAAAGUAAUUUAUGAUUUUUAAUUUUCUAAUGUGCCUUGGACAUGUGCCAAAUGAUGGAAAAGAAACAGUAAACUUUAUGAUUCUUGAGCGUGUCAUGGUGUACUUUUUUGUUUGUUUUGCUAGGGAGAUGUAUUUCUCAGCCUUUCUGCUAUAAACAUGUGCUUUGUAUAUGGAAAAAUCUUCCCCCAUUGGAUGGAGAUAUUUUAUUUUUCAGUUAUAGAUAUAAGUACGACUGAAGCAUGUAAACUGGAUCAUCUGGAGAGCAUUACCCAUGUACCCUGAAUAGGGCUGACCUAAUCCAGUAAGCCCGGUGUCUAGGGCCCCCACAAGGAUGUUUGAAUUUCCUUUAACAUCAGAAGAGCAAAACCGAAUAUAAUACAGCUUCUGAGCCCAAAGAGGAAAUAAGCACUGUUGCUUUGCAAGCUUCUUUGUUCUAUUUUUACUCCUUUCCCCCACUUUUGAACAAAACCACCUUAUUGACUUAAGUUGCUGUACUUCUCUCCCAUCCUAAGUAAGAAACUUGACCCUAUGCAGUUUAUCAGCAUGGCCAUUUCCAAGAUGCAAAUACAUAUAUUUGACACCACCUAAUUUUGGGGAUGGUGCAAUAUAAUAUUGAAAACUUUCACAUAUACCCCCAAUUAAUUUCUAACAACUGUCCUGGCUUGUAGAAUUGUCAAAUGAGGAGCCAGGUUCAUGGAAAUAAUAAGGGGGCUAAUUUGCACCAUCAGAGCUGGGGUCAGGCCCUGGCUGGCAGUGUCACCUGAAUUGGCAGAUUCCAGCUCAGUGUGCCCUUCAUCUGGAGGUGUAAAUGCCAUGAAUGGGACUGCCACUGUUAGGGGAGAAGAUUCCUUUUGAGCUACUUUGGUAAUCAGCAGGGUGAGCAAUCUGAAAUGAUUACCUCAAUUAUUUUUAAAAACACUUGUG